AUUCCCAGCCUCUAAGUAUGGCGUUCCCCAUUUAGGUGUUGGUCGUGGUUUCUAGCCCGCUGGCCCGUAGCAAUGCUGAGCUAGGGCAGUAAUCUGUUCAGACAGGGCUGCAGAAGGCUGCAGUUAAAGUUCGUGUCUGGUCACAGCUCCAGUAACCCACGAGCUUCUGAGGGUCAGGAGCUGCCACUUUAGUCCCUGCAAGUUCCUCCUCUGCCCCUAGUUUGUUUCCCCGUGCUACGUCCGGACACUGAAGUCCCUGACACUCCCAGACUCAAACUAUGAGCCUUCCUCAACUACUGUUGCGCUCGCCCCGUUAUCUCCGGGCCUCAGGUACCCCGUGUCACUUGUGGUCCCAGUUCCUCGGCACUUUCUCCUCGGUGGGCUCCUGGCGUGGUCAGUCCUCCAAGUCCCCGGCCUACUGGAACCAAGUGGUGUCAGAAGCGGAGAAAAUCGUGGGCUAUCCUACGUCCUUCAUGAGCCUCCGCUGCCUGCUGAGCGACGAGCUCAGCAACAUCGCUCUGCAGGUGCGGAAGCUGGUGGGAACUCAGCAUCCUCUGCUUACCACAGUCAGAGGGCUUGUACAAGACAGCCGGAAUAACCUCCAGUUGAGGGGCUUGGUGGUGCUCCUUAUUUCUAAAGCAGCUGGGCCCAGCAGCGUGAAUGCUUCAUGUCAGAAUUAUGACAUGGUCAGUGGGAUCUACUCAUGUCAAAGAAGUUUGGCAGAGAUCACAGAACUUAUCCAUACCGCUCUCCUUGUGCAUCGUGGAAUAGUAAAUUUAAGUGAAUUGCAGUCUUCUGAUGGACCACUGAAAGACAUGCAUUUUGGAAAUAAAAUAGCUAUUUUGAGUGGAGACUUUCUUCUAGCAAAUGCCUGCAACGGACUAGCUCUGCUACAGAACACCAAGGAAGAGUCAACUCUGCUGAAAAAGUGUCCGGGGCUGCGUCCAAAGUUAGUGGUUACCCGAGGAAGAAUUCUGAAAGUGAUGGUGGAACGCAUGCAGCUUCAGAAGGUUGUGGAACUUUUAGCAAGUGCCCUUAGGGACUUGGUACGAGGAGUAUACCAUGAAAAUUUUACUUCUGCAAAGGAAGACUACAUCACAAAUGACAUUGGAAUAUCAACUUGGAAGGAGCAGACUUUUCUCUCCCAUGGUGUCUUAUUAGCAAAGAGCUGCCAGGCAGCAAUGGAAUUAGCAAAGCAUGAUGCUGAGGUUCAGGACAUGGCAUUCCAGUAUGGGAAGCACAUGGCCAUGAGUCAUAAGAUAAAUUCUGAUCUCCAGCCUUUUAUUAAAGAAAAGACCGGUGACUCCAUGACUUUUAACCUGAACUCAGCUCCUGUAGUCUUACAUCAGGAGUUUCUUGGAAGAGAUUUGUGGAUUAAGCAGAUUGGAGAGGCCAUGUUACUACAGCAAGAAAUAAAAACUGUUCUACCUAAUACACAGGAGGCUGCUAAAUUGAGGAGACAAAGAAUGGCCCAAAUGAAAGAACAGAAAAAGAACUAAGUGAAAUGGAGAUUGCCAGUCUGUCAGAUGCACAGCUCAAAACACUGGUUAUCAGGAUGCUCAGAGAAUUCCCUGAGUAUAGCAAAAUAACAAAGAAAGAAAUGAAGGUCACACUAAGAGAAAUAAAGAAUAAGUCACAGGAAACCAAGAGAGAAAGGAAGGAAGCUGGGAUACAAACCAACAAUUUGGAAUAUAAGGAAGAGAUAAACAUUCAACUAGAACAAAAAUAAGAAACAAGAAUUCAAAAUAACGAGGAUAGACUGAGGAACUUCUGGGACAUCUCCAAACAUGCCAACAUCUGAAUCAUGGGGCGCCAAAAGGAGAAGAAAAAGAGCAAGAAAUUGAAAACUUAUUUGAAAAAACAGUGAAAGAAAACUUUCCUAAUUUGGAGAAUGAACUAGACACACAAGUUCAAGAAGUACAGAGUCCCAAACCAAUUGGGCCCAAAGAGGACCACACCAAGACACAUCAUAAUAAAAAUGCCAAAGGUUAAAGAUAAAGAGAGAUCCUUAAUAGCAGCCAGAGAAAACCAAAUAGUUACCUACAAAGGAGUUCCAAUAAGACAGUCAGCUGAUUUCUCAAAAGAAACUUUGCAGGCAAGAAGGGGCUGGCAAGAAGUAUUCAAAGUCAUGAAAGGCAAGGACUUACAACCUAGAUUAUUCCAUCCAGCAAAGCUAUCAUUUAGAAUGGGAGGGCAGAUAAAGUGCUUCCCAGAGAAGGUAAAGAUAAAGGAGUUCAUCACCACCAAGGCAUUAUUACAGGAAAUGCUAAAGGGACGUAUUUAAGAAAAAGGAUAGCAAAACUAUGAAUGUUAAAAAAGGCAAUUUCACAACUAUCAACAACUGAAUCUUACCAAAAAAAUAAGCAAACGACUAGAACAGGAACAGAAUCGUAGGUAUGGAGAUCAUUUGGAGGGUUAUCAUCAGUGGGGAGGAAGACGGAGAGAAUGGGGAAAUGGUUCAGGGAUUAAGAAACAUAAUCGGUAGGAUCGAAAUAGACAAGGAGAAGUUAAGAAUAGCAUAGGAAAUGGGGAAGCCAGACCCAUGG
This is a messenger RNA of Artibeus jamaicensis (Jamaican fruit-eating bat), 2546 nucleotides long. It is a transcript of the gene PDSS2, whose product is annotated as decaprenyl diphosphate synthase subunit 2. The record is from RefSeq and is a predicted model, not a curated record. Gene Ontology annotation, biological process: ubiquinone biosynthetic process; isoprenoid biosynthetic process. The transcript has 8 exons. Gene Ontology annotation, cellular component: mitochondrion; transferase complex. Bases 279 to 1499 code for a protein of 406 amino acids. Gene Ontology annotation, molecular function: prenyltransferase activity. NCBI's taxonomy places the organism in Eukaryota, Metazoa, Chordata, Mammalia, Chiroptera, Phyllostomidae.